AUGGGAUCAAGAGUCCGUUCUGACCAUAGAGGCGAAGGUGGCCUCAAGAUGCUGCCAUUAAUCAUCGGCCUGGCGCUGGUGCUUCUCCUGAACUCCUCAUGGCUUGUAGCCCUGAUGAUUGUGGUGGGGCUACUACUAUUUUUUGUCAUCAACCUGAUCAUGCGGCAGGAGUCUAUGCUUUAUGUUCCUUGUGUCAUGCCGGGCAUGCAGACCCCAAGUGACAAUCCUGAAGGCAUGCGAAGCCCAGCUGACAGGGAGAUGCCGUUCGAGGAUGUUUUCCUAGAGACCGUCGACGGUCUGCGAAUACAUGGCUGGUUUCUGCCAGUGGGUGAUGAGAAAGAAACGCGGAGGUCGCCCACGUUACUUUUCUGCCAUGCAAAUGCAGGGAACAUAGGCUUGCGCAUCCCUAAUUUCGAGCAGCUGAUGAAAAGGUUGCGGAUGAACGUUUUUGCGCUGGACUACAGGGGCUUUGGCUUCAGUGAAGGCACUCCAUCUGAAGAGGGCCUCAUUGAGGCAACAACGGCAAAGCGCCCCUGA
Durusdinium trenchii is the source of this 537-nucleotide messenger RNA. The record is from the annotation of a GenBank genome assembly. Lineage: Eukaryota; Dinophyceae; Suessiales; Symbiodiniaceae.